Molecule: messenger RNA, 1229 nt
Organism: Panicum hallii
Lineage: Eukaryota; Viridiplantae; Streptophyta; Magnoliopsida; Poales; Poaceae
Product: transcription repressor MYB5-like
Exons: 2
Coding region: 259-1059 (266 amino acids)
Source: RefSeq, a predicted model, not a curated record
CAGACCGCCGCGCGCAAGGAACCAACCACCCCCACCGACCCUUUCCUCUCCGGGGGUGGUGGUGGCUGGCGGUCUGGCGGAGCCCCGCAACGACGCCGUGCACCGCGCGCAAAAGCCGAGCGCCGCGCCUCGGCUCGAUGCGAAUCCAGAGGAGCAGCACGAAAGCGACCCGGCCCGACCUCGAUCCUGCGAGGGCGUCAGCUUCUGAGCAGCCGGCAGGGCUCGGUAGUCAGUAGCCGCAAGUAGGGGCCGGUCAUCAUGACGCGGAAGCAGCCAGCGGCGGCGCGGCAGCGGCGGGGCGGGGCCGGGGGAGCGGCGGGCGCGGGGGCGACGAGGGCGUCGCUGAGGCGGGGGGCGUGGACGCCGGAGGAGGACGAGCUGCUGGCGCGGGCCGUGGCGCGGGAGGGGGAGGGCCAGUGGCGCACGCUGCCGCGGCGCGCGGGCCUGCUGCGCUGCGGCAAGAGCUGCCGGCUCCGCUGGAUGAACUACCUCAGGCCGGACAUCAAGCGCGGGCCCAUCGCCGCCGACGAGGAGGACCUCAUCGUCCGCCUCCACCGCCUGCUCGGCAACCGGUGGUCGCUGAUCGCCGGGCGGCUGCCGGGGCGCACGGACAACGAGAUCAAGAACUACUGGAACUCCCACCUCAGCAAGAAGCUCAUCAAGCGGGGCAUCGACCCGCGGACGCACAUGCCGCUGGCCGCAGCAGCUGCUGCCUCCCACUCCCACCGCGACUCCGCAGCAGCUGCUGCUCCUGACAAGACGCCGCCUCCGCCGGAGCAGCCGAGCUCAUCGUCCGGCGCCGGCGUUGGAGGCAACGACGGAGGAGGCAGCGACUUCCCCGCCAUGAUGGGCCUCGGCGCCGAGGUCUUCGAAGGAUUGAGCGAUCCGUUCUGCGCCCUGGACGCCGCAGGCCGUGGCGGCUUCGAUAUUGGCUGCCCCAUGGUCGACGACGGCACCUUCUCCUCGUUCCUGGACUCGUUGGUCAGCGAGAACCAAUUGGUCGAUUACUUCGGCGAUCACAAGGACGCUGGUGGUGGCAACGAUCAGGCUGGAGCUUAGCUGAUCCACGGUUCCCAGGAGGCCAGGAUACAGUAACUUAGCUUUUCAAAAAAGGACACAGUAACUUCAUCUGCAUUUUAAUCCCGAACUGUUCAAUGCAUUAGGCUAAUCAUGAAUUAGCAGCUAUGCAUAUAUACAAGUACUGCUUCUCUUUGUUGGUAGUGCCGUAG